This is a messenger RNA of Habropoda laboriosa, 1474 nucleotides long. Its product is annotated as putative tyramine receptor 2. The record is from RefSeq and is a predicted model, not a curated record. Lineage: Eukaryota; Metazoa; Arthropoda; Insecta; Hymenoptera; Apidae. Gene Ontology annotation, biological process: adenylate cyclase-activating adrenergic receptor signaling pathway. The transcript has 3 exons. Gene Ontology annotation, cellular component: membrane. Bases 266 to 1474 code for a protein of 402 amino acids. Gene Ontology annotation, molecular function: octopamine receptor activity.
CGGCGCUGUGUUGCGACGGGACCAUGCCGCCGCGCCCUGCACCACCGAUCAACCGAUCACAGGCGAUAUAAUCCACGAUAGGAGUUGACGAUCCAACGAUCGAGGGACCGUCGAAAAUUGAUCGAUCCAAGAGUCGAUUACCGGAAACGGACGACCGAAAAUGUGACGCACGGCGGACAUUCGACGGGCUGUGGCUCGAACAAGAGAGGAGACUGGACGACUAUUGGAAGCGUGACGUUCGAUUGACGGGUCCAGGCUCGACAACAUGAACUCGAGCGGGGAGUCAGGCGGCACGAUGACCGAAGACUACGAGGUAACAGGCUGCGGUCCACCGGAGGAGGAAACAGGUUCAAACUUACCAGUUUGGGAAGCCGCAGCCGCGUCCCUGACACUGGGUUUCCUCGUUCUGGCCACGGUAUUGGGGAACGCGUUGGUGAUCCUAAGCGUGUUCACAUACAGGCCGUUACGUAUCGUUCAGAACUUCUUCAUCGUGUCUUUGGCGGUGGCUGAUCUUGCGGUGGCUAUUCUCGUCAUGCCGUUCAACGUCGCCUAUCUCCUUCUCGGCAAGUGGAUCUUCGGUAUACAUCUGUGCAAACUAUGGUUGACCUGUGACGUUCUAUGUUGCACCGCCAGCAUACUCAAUCUAUGCGCCAUAGCGCUCGACAGAUACUGGGCGAUCACGGAUCCUAUCAAUUACGCUCAGAAACGUACGUUGAAAAGAGUUCUAGCUACGAUAGCAGGUGUAUGGAUACUGUCCGGCGCGAUCAGUUCACCACCGUUGGCCGGUUGGAACGAUUGGCCAGAGGAAUUAGAACCUGGAACACCUUGUCAAUUAACCAGAAGACAGGGUUACGUGAUUUACUCGUCGUUAGGCUCGUUCUUCAUACCACUGUUGCUGAUGAGCCUCGUCUAUCUCGAGAUCUUCUUAGCCACGAGAAGGAGGCUGAGAGAACGCGCCAGGCAAAGUAGAUUAGACGCUGUUCAAUCGACGAGACAUCGCGAGGCGGACGACGCUGAAGAAUCGGUCAGCUCGGAGACGAAUCAUAACGAAAGAUCGACGCCUAGAUCGCACGCGAAACCGUCGUUGAUCGACGACGAGCCGACCGAAGUAACGAUAGGCGGUGGUGGAAACGCGUCUACGUCUUCUAGAAGAUUGGCAAGCAGCGGUAGAACACCGCCGACAACUACCACCGUCUAUCAAUUCAUCGAGGAACGACAGAGGAUCUCGUUGUCGAAGGAGAGACGCGCCGCGAGGACGCUCGGCGUGAUCAUGGGCGUUUUCGUCGUCUGCUGGCUCCCGUUCUUCCUUAUGUACGUGAUCGUACCGUUCUGCCCGGCUUGUUGCCCCUCCGACAGGAUGGUUUACUUCAUCACGUGGCUCGGUUACGUGAACAGCGCGCUCAACCCGCUGAUCUACACGAUCUUCAAUCUGGACUACAGGCGAGCCUUCAGAAGGCUGCUCCGCAUUCGCUGA